This is a messenger RNA of Drosophila persimilis, 927 nucleotides long. RefSeq lists its product as uncharacterized. The record is from RefSeq and is a predicted model, not a curated record. NCBI's taxonomy places the organism in Eukaryota, Metazoa, Arthropoda, Insecta, Diptera, Drosophilidae. The transcript has 4 exons. The coding region runs from base 102 to 776 and encodes 224 amino acids.
CUAGCAGACAUCGCUCUAGGAUCAUUUAAAGGGUAGUGCGAAGAGAAGUCAAGCGAAUUUACGGAAUAUUACGGAUCAAACCCAGCUCUGCGCCAUCGACCAUGUGGCCACCGGGAAGCCGACAGGGAAAGCGAUAUGGACUUGGAGUCGUCCUGCCAUUGGCUGUUGGACUCCUGCUCUGCUCUGCGCAGACGCAAAGCUCUGUGACGUCAUUAAGAAGCACUGCAUCAGCAGCGGCAGCAGUAGCAGCAGGGGAUACUUUGGGGGAUGCUGCUGCUCUCAGGGCCACAGCAGCCCAAAUCCUUGAAGACGCGCGACCCAGCAGCGUAGUUCAGGAUUGGAGUUUGGUGUGCAAAGAGCUCUGCGGAGCCGGCCUGGGCGUUACGACGCCUGGCGAGGCCCAUUCUACGAUCCUGAGACCGGAAAUUGAUGCGGCCAAGUGCGGGCAACUGUGUGGACUGCCAAGGGAUAACGUGGGCGAUAGACUCUGUUCGAGCUUCUGCCAUCAAAGGCAUCGCUCGCUGUCCGGCUGCAGUCCAUGCCAGGUGCAGGAGGUGGAGGAGCAGAAGGAGUGGAAGGAGGCCAGUGCAGUGCAAGGCAAUGCCACACAUGGUCCCAGAUCCGGGGAAUCCCUGGCGGCAGUAGCAGGAAUUGCAGCCGCCUCGGAUGGUACGACCACGGCGACACCCGACUGGAACGAAUUGUGCAAGGCGCUCUGCAAGACUGGCGAUGGCGGGUCAUUGUGCAACUGUGAUCUAUCGCCGUUCUUCACCUGAAAGGGGAACCCCCAGGUGCGAUGGAAGGCGCUGGAUCACAAAUAAUUUAUAUAUAUAAUUCAAAAGUUAUAUAACAUUUUGUUGUUCUUCGUUUUGGACUUGAGUUAGUGCUAGUGUUGUCUUUAUAUAUACAUAUAUUCUAUAUUCCAUA